CUCCUCAAGCGAGAUGGUGGUUCGGGGGGCCCCUCAACUUCCACGAUCAUCAUCAUAGCCGUUGUGGUGGGUGCGGUCCUUAUCCUCGUCUUCGCCCUCUUCGCCUGGCGCCUUCUCGCUCGCUGUUGCCGCUCCUCCGCAAGCAGAAAGGUACCCCUUCCGCCAGUACAAGAUCUCGCGCGCCACCGAGAACAACAGGUUGCCGCUUAUGCAGACCGCAAGAACGACCGUCCCACCACUUGGGUCGAUCCUGACCUCCUUCACCCUCGCAUCUACUCCCGGGCUGGCUUCUCGAGCGGAAGUAGCGCUUCUCUCAUCCGCGGUGCGCCCGAAUUCUCUAGCCACGGUCAAACCAGGGAAAGCAGCUGGGCCCUCGAUGAUGCCUCCCGUGAAGGCUCGCCACAUCCUCUUUCACCUCCCACCCCUUCCUAUUUGCCUUCGGGCCUCAAUCUACACAACAGCAUGUCGAGUACGGCCAGCUUGGAACAGGAUGUCCUCCCCGAAUCUGGGUCAGACGUGCCUAUGGUAGCCUCGCCCUCCGAGAUGACCCACUCGGUCGAAUCCUCGAACGACUUCUCCAGCAUUCUACCCGCGCGUCCUCGGCCCCCACGCACGUCACGUUCGCGCGUCCGACAGAUGUCCAUUGCCUCCUCGUCUGUGCACUCCCUCCACGGUUCAACUUCCGCUCCGAAUGUCCUCCACGGAGCCCCACAUUCAAUCCAUAGCAACAUCAACAUCGUCCUCCCCGCUCCUCUUGCGCCCGAACUGUACCCGCACGGUCAACAUCCCCUGGCCGACGCCAUGAGCAUGAGCGAUCGGCAGAGCGUGUUCAGCAACAGUGUCACACACAGCGCUGGCUCUGACAGGAAGAGCGUAGCGGAUCAGUGGCUGCUCGCGGGAACUCGGCCGCCGUCCACGGUGCGAGUCGGGACCCUACGAACAAACCAGGGCACCGGCGCCCCUCGACACAGCUAUACUGCGGCGCCGCGGCCCCCGACGUCCUCGACCCGGACUCGUAGCCAACUGUCAAGAGUGUCCUCACAUUCCUCCGUGCGAGAAACCGAGGUGGCCGUGGCUCACCGCCGCACGGCUUCCCAACCUCCCAGCCAGAUCCUCGGCUCGCAGCCAUCCGCCUCUCCCGCCUCCCACUCGCGUGCGCCCUCGCUCGUCGAGACCGUCUUCAUGCCUCGCUCGCCCAUGCCGCCCGUACCGCGCAUCCCGUCCAUGUACGGACGUGAGCAGGUCCCC
Messenger RNA from Epithele typhae, 1248 nucleotides. RefSeq lists its product as uncharacterized. Lineage: Eukaryota; Fungi; Basidiomycota; Agaricomycetes; Polyporales; Epitheliaceae. The record is from RefSeq and is a predicted model, not a curated record. The annotation marks the transcript as partial. The transcript is spliced from 3 exons.